Messenger RNA from Verticillium dahliae VdLs.17, 2619 nucleotides. RefSeq names its product serine/threonine-protein kinase srk1. The record is from RefSeq and is a predicted model, not a curated record. Lineage: Eukaryota; Fungi; Ascomycota; Sordariomycetes; Glomerellales; Plectosphaerellaceae. Bases 332 to 2131 code for a protein of 599 amino acids. Gene Ontology annotation, biological process: protein phosphorylation. The transcript is spliced from 4 exons. Gene Ontology annotation, molecular function: ATP binding; protein kinase activity.
UCUGAUCGCCUAUCCCACAUUAACCUCUCUCUUCCGUCCCGAACCGACUCAUUCUCGCCGUGCCAUUUCUGACCUCCGAUCCGUCGCUUCACUGCAUUGUCGCCUCUUGCGCCCCAACAUUCUUGUCUUUGUUCGAGGUCAAUUGUUUCUUCCUCUUUCGCAGCCCCUCCAGAACACACGAGGCCUGAAAACCCAAGCAGCGCGGUGCCCUGUCGCAGCCGUUCGUUCAUCAGGCAUCGCCAUCGCAGCGUCCCUCCUGGCGACCGAAUAACGACGACUACUUCUUCUGAGCCCGCAAGUACAGCCUUCUACAGGCGCACAAACCGCCAUCAUGUCGACGAUACAACAACUUAAGAACUUCAUCCGACAUGGAAAGCAAGCCCGCACGAAUAACUACGAUGAAGCCCAGCAAAAGAACAACUCAUCCCCCCCACGAGCUCCCGCCGCGCCCGCCCAGACCGAACCCGGCUUCACUGCCCAACCAGCACACGCCCCCAUGGCCGACGCGUACUCUGUAGGACCCGCCGGCGACCAGAACCGCGUCGCCAAAGCCGGUCACGCCGCAGCUCACGCCGUCGAGCCCCAGCAGAAGGUCAAGGUCAAGAAGCAGGUCGACAGUGCCGAGAUCGCCAAGUUGGUCGCUGAGGAAAACGAGACCCGCGGCAAGUUCCCUAAGUACCCCGGGCUCGAGCGAUGGGUUCUCCUCGAGAAGAUGGGCGACGGCGCCUUCAGCAAUGUCUACCGAGCCCGCGACACCACGGGUGAGCACGGCGAGGUCGGCAUCAAGGUCGUCCGCAAGUACGAAAUGAACAGCAUGCAGAGGGCGAAUAUCCUCAAGGAAGUCCAGAUCAUGCGCCAACUUGACCAUCCCAACAUUAUCAAGCUCAUCGACUUUUCCGAGUCCCGCCAGUAUUACUACAUCAUCCUCGAGCUAGCCCCGGGUGGCGAGCUCUUCCAUCAGAUUGUUCGCCUCACCUACUUCAGCGAAGAGCUCUCAAGGCAUGUCAUCGUGCAGGUUGCCAAGGCGCUCGAGUAUCUCCACGAGGAACGAGGUGUUGUUCACAGGGAUAUCAAGCCUGAGAACAUUCUGUUUGAGCCUGUGCCCUUCGUUCCGUCCAAGACCCCCAAGCCCAAGCAGCCCGGUGACGAAGACAAGGUGGAUGAGGGCGAGUUUAUUCCUGGCUAUGGCGCUGGUGGCAUCGGCCGCAUCAAGAUCGCCGACUUUGGCCUCUCCAAGGUUGUGUGGGACACCCAGACCAUGACGCCUUGCGGCACCGUCGGCUACACCGCGCCAGAGAUCGUCAAGGAUGAGCGAUACUCCAAGUCUGUGGACAUGUGGGCCCUCGGCUGUGUCCUAUACACGCUGCUCUGCGGUUUCCCCCCUUUCUACGACGAGAGCAUCGAGGUGUUGACCGAGAAGGUGGCCAAGGGACAGUUCACGUUCCUGUCACCGUGGUGGGAUGAUAUCUCGAAGAGCGCACAAGAUCUCAUUUCCCAUCUUCUGGCUGUGGAUCCCGAGAAGAGGUUCACCAUUACCGAGUUCCUCGCCCACCCUUGGAUCCGCGGGUCCGGCCCCACGCCGCGCGAUGAGCGACCGCCGAGCGUCGAGCCGCUUCGUGCUUUCGACCCGUCACGCUUCGGCGAGGGCGCUCAGCGCUACGACUUCCGCUCACCUGGCGCCGUCAACCUGCGCGAGGUCUUUGAUGUCGGUUACGCCGUCCACAGGCAAGAGGAAGAGGCGAAGCGACGCAAGCAAAUGGGAGUCAAGGCGGGCGAGGCGACUGCACUGGCCGGCUUGAAUGAAGAGUCCGAAGACGAGGACAGCCAAAUGACCGACGCCAAGGACGCCGAAUACGUCCACAAGCCCACACAGGGCACACAGGCUCUCGAGCAGAGCAUGCGAAACGCCCACAUCAGGGAUCAGAAGGAGAGGGAGCGCGGUCGCGAGCGUGAGAGGCACGCUCCGACCGAGAAGGGAUACGGCCAGCACUCGCCGGCUGUGACGGCGGCUGCUCGACAGCAGGUGCGGGAUCGCAACCGACAGAAGGGCGCUUUCGAGUUGAACCUCGACGGCGCGACAUUGCUCGGACGCCGUGCGAAGCAUCCUCUGGCUGAGGUUACCGGAGCAUAGAUUGUUCGAUCCCGUUCACAGGAAUAGGCCUCCAAGGUCAACUCGAACGCCGUGACGGCGAAGAAGUAUGCAGAGCAAGCCUAUAUGGGGAGGAUACGAAUCAAUCUAGAUUUGUGGGAGUUCCGGGAGAGGUGUGGUUCGGCCUGACACGGACAGUUGGUCCACAUCGGCACUGUCUCAUCAACAACAGGUCUAGGAGGAUAUUGCGCAACUCUAGGCUCGACGGGCAACGCAAUACGGCGGUGGGAUGAUUCAGGGUGCACAAACUACGUGGUCAUGGAGCGGUUUCUUGUUUUGCUAUUUCCUGCUGGUCAUUCGUUUGUCGUUUCUUCUCUUUUUCGCGCCGCCUAUCGAUUUCCACUCUGGCACUAAGAUUAGACCGAGCUUCGUCGGCUCAUGCUGCGGUCGAGCAGUGGCGAGGUCGCCUGGGACUAUGCAUCCAUCGCGAGGAGUUAUGGUAACUUAGGAAACAGAUUCCAUUUCUUCCA